Molecule: messenger RNA, 4855 nt
Organism: Egretta garzetta (little egret)
Lineage: Eukaryota; Metazoa; Chordata; Aves; Pelecaniformes; Ardeidae
Gene: NOL10
Product: nucleolar protein 10
Exons: 23
Coding region: 1-2109 (702 amino acids)
Biological process (GO): maturation of SSU-rRNA from tricistronic rRNA transcript (SSU-rRNA, 5.8S rRNA, LSU-rRNA)
Cellular component (GO): nucleus; small-subunit processome; nucleolus
Molecular function (GO): protein binding
Source: RefSeq, a predicted model, not a curated record
AUGCUGCAAAGCAAUAAAAAUGUGUCUUUUUACAUUUGCUGUCAAGGUUCUGAUCAACCCAGUCCUGGAUUCAUUGUGUUCCAUAGACAAUGGACGCGGGCUUGCCGUUGGUGGCUUUCAGACAGGAAGAAAAGAGCUUUGCAGAAGAAAGAUGUGGAUAUCCGUAGAAGGAUUGAACUCAUUCAAGACUUUGAAAUGCCAACAGUUAGCACGAAGAUUAAGGUAUCACGAGAUGGACAGUAUAUUAUGGCAGUUGGAACUUAUAAGCCAAGGAUCCGCUGUUUUGAUACAUAUCAGUUGUCCCAGAAAUUUGAAAGAUGCUUAGAUUCCGAAGUGGUUACGUUUGAGAUUUUAUCAGAUGAUUACUCAAAGAUUGUCUUCUUGCAGUGUGGCAGAUUUGUGGAGUUUCAUUCGCAACACGGCCAUUACUACAGGACAAGAAUACCAAAAUUUGGUAGAGAUUUCUCUUAUCACUAUCCAUCAUGUGACCUGUAUUUUGUAGGAGCAAGCUCUGAAGUAUACAGGCUAAAUCUGGAACAAGGACGGUUUCUCAACUCCCUGCAAACUGACGCUUCAGAGAGUAAUGUCUGUGACAUAAACCCUGUACACUUCUUGUUUGCUAUGGGGACGGCAGAGGGUAAAGUGGAAUGCUGGGAUCCUAGAACUAGAAAUCGAGUUGGGCUGUUGGACUGUGCUUUAAGCAGUGUGACAGCAGACACAGAGAUAGAUGGUUUGCCGUCGAUUUCAGCACUGAAAUUUGACGGAGCUUUGAAUAUGGCUGUUGGAACAUCUACUGGGCAGGUUUUAUUGUAUGAUCUCCGGUCUAGUAAUCCAUUAAUACUCAAAGAUCACCAUUAUGGCCUGCCUAUUAAGUCAAUUCAGUUUCAGCAUCAGUUGGAUUUAAUUAUCUCUGCAGAUUCUCGAAUCAUAAAAAUGUGGAACAAAGAUACGGGGAAGAUAUUUACUUCAAUGGAGCCAGAAAAUGAUAUCAAUGAUGUCUGCCUGUAUCCAAAUUCAGGAAUGUUAAUGACUGCCAAUGAAGCCCCUAAAAUGAAUAUCUAUUAUAUACCAGUUUUAGGACCUGCCCCAAAAUGGUGUUCCUUCUUGGACAACUUGACUGAAGAACUGGAAGAGAAUCCAGAGAGCACAGUUUAUGAUGAUUACAAAUUUGUUACCAGAAAAGACCUUGAAAAUUUAGGCCUUGCUCAUCUCAUUGGAUCAUCAUUGCUGAGAGCGUAUAUGCAUGGAUUUUUCAUGGACAUAAGACUCUAUCAUAAGGCAAAAAUGAUGGCCAACCCCUUUGCCUAUGAAGAAUACAGAAGGGAGAAAAUAAGGCAGAAGAUAGAAGAAACACGUGCACAGAGAGUUCAACUAAAGAAACUUCCAAAAGUCAAUAAAGAGCUUGCACUCAAACUGAUUGAAGAAGAAGAAGAGCAACAAGUUAUUAGAAAAAGGAAACAAAAGAAUCUGCCUAGCCUUCUCAAAGAUGAUCGUUUUAAGGUCAUGUUUGAGAAUCCAGAUUUCCAGGUGGAUGAGCAGAGUGAAGAAUUUAGGCUACUUAACCCACUUGUUUCUAAAAUAAGUGAGAAAAGAAAGAGGAAACUAAAGAUCUUAGAGGAACUGGAAGCACGAGAACAGGAAGAGGAGGAAGAACCAGAAGGAAAAGCAAGUGAUGCAGAAAGUUCUGAGAGUUCAGAUGAUGAAAAAGGCUGGGUUGAAGAGGUCAGGAAACAGCGCAAGCUUCUGCGCCAAGAGGAAAAAGUAAAGCGGCAGGAAAGGUUCAAGGAGGAUCAGCAAACAUUACUGAAACCUCAGUUUUUUGAGAUUAAAGAAGGAGAGGAAUUCAGAAGCUUCAAAGACUCUGCCAAAAAACAAAAAUUAAUGAAGAAAACUCUUGGAGAUCGUUUAAAGCUUGAAGAAAAACUUGGCACGCUCGAUGUGUCUGAUACCACAGUAGGCAGCAAACAGGCAACAUUCAAAUUAAAGAAGUCAGAGCAGCAAAAGAAGCAACACGAAGCUGAGAAACAACAUCGUCAAGAGAGAAAAGCUCUUAGGCGUCCUGCUAGUCAUCUCACGAGCAGACGUGGAAGAGGACGACUGUUUCAUUGAUUUAUGUUAUUUUUUAAAGAAACUUCUUUUAUCCCUUUUUUCAUUUGAAAAAAGGACUUUUUCAAAUUGGGACACCGUACCAAUGUAUGUUCAUUGAUGAACACAAAAACCAGAACUUGCUAAAUCCGUGUUAAUUAUUGAGAAGUUUAUGAAAGUAGAAAUACUGACCGAAGGACACUUCAAGUGUGGUGUGUUAUAAACUCCAGCGAGAACAUAUUUGUGCAGAAAUCACCAGCAAGCGGUUAUUGUGUAACCCUGGAUGUUGUCUAUAUAAGAAUUUUUGCAUACAAUGAGGCUGCCUGUCUUUUAUUUAACGUAAGAACUGUGGGUUUUUUGCUUUCUGACAUCUUGUAUUUGUGACUGCUUAGAAGAUCAAGGGUAAGGUAUUUUGUCUAGAAACUUACCUUUACAAGGGCACAACAAAUUUUUCUUCUAUGAUUCUUGAAGGAUUACACACAACUUUUUUUUUUCAAAGGUUUGACUUCGGCUUUGUAUUCUUGGGUUGCUUUGGUAGCCAGGAGGAGGUACAGAUGGUCAUCGGUGGGGCAUUGAGAAUGCCUGAUUUAGGUGCCUCUAAGUCACUCUGCAAGGAAACCUCUUGCCACACCAAUGUACAAAGGGGAAUCUUGGAAGGAUAUUCUUACUAAGUUAAAUAUUGUGAAUAUUGCCUUUUCUCAGAAUCCUUAGGACCAGGUUUAAUAUGUUUUGGUAAACUAGCCAUGGUUCAACACAGAUCAAGUGGUAUGCAUUCACAUAACAAGCACCUUGAGGCCACACCAGUACCCUACUAUUCUUUAAAAAGUUAGUUUAGUUAAAUAACUUAAGGAACUAGAACCUACAUUAAGGAAAUUAUUGAUUCUUCUCUAUAUAGUCGUCUUGGUUCCCAACAGAAUGCUUGUUGCUAACCAGGAUACAUCAUCUCCUCUUGAUUUUUAUCUUGCAAACCCACCAUUUAUGUAAGUAGUUCAUUACUUAAGCAAAGAAAUUAAUUUUUACCUUUGAUCCUGAAGGAGUUCGGUUUAUUGCCUUUUAAAAGGCUUUAUAAAUUGUCUUUUUGCUAAAUCCAAGAAACUGUGAACUUUGGAUCCAACAAUAGUCAGGGAAUCUCCCCAUCACUGUAAAUCUGUUUAAGAGACAUGGAGGUUCUUAAGUGUUUUGCUUUAUAAACCAGAGAGGUUAUUAAUCUGGACAGAUCUCCUGGACAGUAUUUACCAUAGGAUUGUUGCAGUUAUUUCAGUAAAAACCUUGGUUUCUCAUAGCCUGAUGCUUUUUUUUUUUUUUUUUUAAAGAUGGUAGAAUAAUCAGCCACAUGGUUAAAUUUAUCUUCUUCUCCCUGAUUUAAUUUUAUCUACUUUAAUUCCGUGUUUCUGUUUUUAAUUAUACUGUUUCCUUUAAUUUAAAAAUGCUUUUUGCACCUGGUAUUUUCAUCUUUAAAACAUAAUUGAAGCCAUCACCUCUCUGUCCUUGCAUUCAACUAAAGGGUGAGUCCCUCAAUACCUAUUUUUUAUCUCUGGCUGUCAAAUUUCUGCAUUGUCCAUGAGCUUCUCAUCCUUUCCGUUUAACGUAGAACUGUCCAGUGUUCCAAUGUCCGCCUCACCCAUGCUGUGUAUCAAGAAGUGCCAUUAUUACUUCUCUUUCUCCACUGAGAAAAUGUCAUGCAGUUGUGGUUGCUCCAGGGGACGCCUACCUUGUGGACGGCUCUUCAUUCAACCACUCCUUCCUUUGUGCGCUGGAUUGCUGAGGGCUUGCUUGAGAUCAUGGGCAGUUGUCUAAGGUGAAGAAGAGGCAAAGCUCUGUGCAGUCUCCAUCUUCGCUAUAACUGAAUUUGUGCUCUACCGGAAACCAGCAGCUGAUGCAGAUUUUGAAGGACCAGAGAGAAUUAACCAGAAACAGGUCUGCAGUGCCAAAGGUGUUUUCCUGCUGUGGCUGUAUUCCUGAAGGAAGCACACAUCAUUCUAAUACAGGCAGAUGGAUACCAAGCAUGUCUCUAAAACAGAAAGAUAGUAUAUAAUUUUAAAAUUCAUAAAUUAAUUGAACUAAUACUUAAUCUCACGCUACUUUCUCCGAUGAAUGAGCAGCUGGUUAGAUUCUUGAGAUUGAUAAAGCAGGUCGGUGUCCUUGAACAGCUGUCUGGGGGAAGAUUUGAGAGUUUUGGUAGAAGCUGACAUAUUAAUGCAACACCAUUGCAACCGAUUAACCAUAUAAAGCAACCCAAGCAGGCGUUUCUUAGGUAUCAGCCCGAUUACAUUAACCUUUUUUCAGUCACCAGUAGUUCACUUUCCAUACUGCAGGAACCUGUGUUGAUCCUGUGUUGCCAUUCCUAGAAGCUGAGCAGCUGCUUGGGAUCCUUUUUGACAUUUAAGGUUUGUACUCUAACAUGGGGAAAAUGAGUACUAGACUGGAAUUCUAGAAAGGAUGGACCAACUUUCAGAUGCAGAAGGACAGUGAAGCAGUACCACAGCUUGCCUGGGGAGGUUGUGCCAUGUCCACCGAAAGACGUGCCAUGUCCACCGAAAGACGUGCCAUGUCCACCGAAAGACGUGCCAUGUCCAAUUAAACAUCUGCAGGCACCCCAGAAGUCCAGCAGAGCCUGCCUUGAGGAGGAGGCAUGGAUUAAUGAACUUGAGAGGACCUCUCCAGCCCGCCGAUAUGCUGUGGCUGGUUGUGGGGCGUAAGGAAGAGGCACGCAGUGUUAAUUGACUGGAGUCACUUUCCCCCCUUUGUCCCAUCCUUCAACCGAAUCACU